Molecule: messenger RNA, 2662 nt
Organism: Odobenus rosmarus divergens (Pacific walrus)
Lineage: Eukaryota; Metazoa; Chordata; Mammalia; Carnivora; Odobenidae
Gene: E2F1
Product: E2F transcription factor 1
Exons: 7
Coding region: 141-1436 (431 amino acids)
Biological process (GO): regulation of transcription by RNA polymerase II; G1/S transition of mitotic cell cycle
Cellular component (GO): Rb-E2F complex
Molecular function (GO): protein dimerization activity; RNA polymerase II cis-regulatory region sequence-specific DNA binding; DNA-binding transcription factor activity, RNA polymerase II-specific
Source: RefSeq, a predicted model, not a curated record
UUGGCGCGUAAAAGUGGCCGGGACUUUGCAGGCAGCGGCGGCCGGGGGCGGAGCGGGAUCGAGCCCUCGCCGCGGCCUGCCGCCAUGGGCCCGCGCCGCCGCCGCUGCCUGCCACCCGGGCCGCGCGGGCCGUGAGCGCCAUGGCCGUGGCCCCCGCAGGCGGCCCAUGCGCGCCGGCGCUGGAGGCCCUGCUCGGGGCCGGCGCGCUGCGGCUGCUCGACUCCUCGCAGAUCGUCAUCAUCUCCACGGCGCAGGACGCCAGCGCCCCGCCGGCCCCCGCCGCGCCCGCCGCCGGCCCCCGCGACCCCGACCUGCUGCUCUUCGCCACGCCGCAGGCGCCCCGGCCCACACCCAGCGCGCCGCGCCCUGCGCUGGGCCGCCCGCCGGUAAAGCGGAGGUUGGACCUGGAAACUGACCAUCAGUACCUAGCUGAGAGCAGCGGGCCAGCCCGGGGCAGAGGCCGCCACCCAGGAAAAGGUGUGAAAUCCCCAGGGGAGAAGUCACGCUAUGAGACCUCGCUGAAUCUGACCACGAAACGCUUCCUGGAGCUGCUGAGCCGCUCAGCUGAUGGCGUUGUUGAUCUGAACUGGGCGGCCGAGGUGCUGAAGGUGCAGAAACGGCGCAUCUACGACAUCACCAAUGUCCUCGAGGGCAUCCAGCUCAUUGCCAAGAAGUCCAAGAACCACAUCCAGUGGCUAGGCAGCCACGCGGCAGUAGGGAUCGGUGGGCGGCUUGAAGGACUGACCCAGGACCUCCGGCAGCUCCAGGAGAGUGAGCGGCAGCUGGACCACCUGAUCCACGUCUGCACCACACAGCUGCGGCUGCUGUCUGAGGACUCCGACAGCCAGCGCCUGGCCUACGUGACCUGCCAGGACCUUCGUAGCAUCGCAGACCCUGCAGAGCAGAUGGUCAUGGUGAUCAAGGCCCCUCCCGAGACCCAGCUCCAAGCUGUAGACUCCUCAGAGACCUUUCAGAUCUCCCUUAAGAGCAAACAAGGCCCCAUUGACGUUUUCCUGUGUCCUGAGGAGACUGCAGGCGGGAUCAGCCCUGGGAAGACCCCGUCCCAGGGGACAGCUUCUGGGGAGGAGGACCGGGCAGUUCACCCUGCCACCACAGUGCCACCGCCAUCAUCUCCCCCUUCGUCCCCUGCUGCGGAUCCCAGCCAGUCCCUGCUCAGCCUGGAGCAAGAACCUCUGCUUUCCCGGAUGGGCGGCCUGCGGGCCCCCAUGGACGAGGACCGCCUGUCCCCGCUGGUGGCGGCCGACUCGCUCCUGGAACAUGUGCGGGAGGACUUCUCCGGCCUCCUCCCUGAGGAGUUCAUCAGCCUGUCCCCCCCUCAGGAGGCCCUCGACUACCACUUUGGCCUUGAGGAGGGUGAGGGCAUCAGAGACCUCUUCGACUGUGACUUUGGGGACCUUACCCCUCUGGAUUUCUGACGGGGCUUGGGGGGGACCAGGGCCUCCUGAGAUGCCCACCCUGUCUUUGCAGCCCUGGAGCCCCCUGCCCCUGGCCGUCCUCCCAACCCAAUUGGAAACGUUUAAUUUAUACCCCUCUCCCCUAUCUCCAGAAGCUUCUAGCUCUGGAGUCUGGCUACUUGCCAGGAGGCUGAGCAAGCCAGGAAGGGAAGGAUUCUGUUUGUGGUGUGUAUGUGCAUGCACCCAACACCCAACAUGUGUGUACACGGGGUGAGUGGUGUGUGAGCAUGUGUGUGUGCAUGUACCGGGGAAUGAAGGUGAACACAUCUGUGCGUGCACUGAAAACACGCCCCAGUGUGUCCACGUGUGUGUGCAUGAGUCCAUGUGUGCGCGUGGUGGGGGCUCUAACUGCACUUUUGGUCUCCUUGCUCCAGGGGCCCCACGAGGCCCAGGGUGGCCACCUGCCCCCAGAAUCCUGUGUGCUGACCAGGCCAGGUGGCGAGGCCUUGGCCUGCUUGUUUGCAGGACAGCCAGAGCACUUCUGUCGUCUUAAAGGUUUUUCUGAUCGAAGCUUUAAUGGAGCGUUAUUUAUUUAUCAAGGCCUCUUUGGCAAGCCUGGGGCACCAGCAAAGGGUAGGAGGGAUGUGGGGCUGAUGCCCCAACUCCCUAUACCCCUGAGCGGGGCAGGGGUCCCUGAGCUGUUCUUUGCCCUACUCCGAAGGAGGUGAGGCCCGAGCGGUUUAUUUAUUGGGAAAGUGAGGGAGGGAGACUGACUGACAGCCAUGGGUGGAUCAAGGGGGUGGUCCCUCCCCAGGGGGUCACUGCAGGGCCCCAACUGCCCCCCAGGAUGGAUGUGAGAUGGGAAAGGUGAGUGGGGGACCUUCACUGACAAGGUGGGCAGGAGGGGUGGGUGAAGGGCUUCCGCUAGCCCAGACCACAGGGGCCCCUCUGCCCCACUCAUUGCUCUGCCGCCCCCCCCCCAAUCUGCACUUUGAUUUACCUUCCUAACCGCUCUGUUCCCUCCUGCUUUGGUUUUAAUAAAUAUUUUGAUGGUGUUUGGGCUGGGUUUUGGGACUAUGUACUGGGAGCAGACCUGGGGGUGGGAGAGGUCCUGGUUGCUGGGAAAACGCCCCUUGUCUACUUUUCCUCUCCCUGCCCCUGCUUGGUUUCAUUUCAUUUGAGCCCCACAGCCACAAGAAAGCUAGGCUUUGUCACCAUUUUGUCCUAAUCUUAAAAACUGAUCCAGU